Messenger RNA from Linum tenue, 260 nucleotides. Lineage: Eukaryota; Viridiplantae; Streptophyta; Magnoliopsida; Malpighiales; Linaceae. The record is from the annotation of a GenBank genome assembly.
CAACAUCGCUGCAUUUCCAAUGGCGUAAAAAUCAUGCUCCCAAGUGUGGAUCUCAUGCACAGUAGAAUCGACAUUAAGGUCAUCAUCAGCCAACACAUGGACAAUGCUUCUGUAGGCUUGUGCUUGGUCAAUAAUGCUACUCUUCUCGUAAUUUUCUUUGAGUAUUUUAACUGGUGGCUUUGUUAGCAAUGGUGAUAGCUUUCUGGCUUGUAUUUUGUAUGGAAGAUUUAGAAUAAGAAAACAUGAAAAUAGUAUAUAAC